This is a messenger RNA of Dreissena polymorpha, 1096 nucleotides long. RefSeq lists its product as uncharacterized. Bases 93 to 1016 code for a protein of 307 amino acids. The transcript has 5 exons. The record is from RefSeq and is a predicted model, not a curated record. NCBI's taxonomy places the organism in Eukaryota, Metazoa, Mollusca, Bivalvia, Myida, Dreissenidae.
GGACUCAUUAAAACAAGUACGGGCCUCUGAGAUAAGGACAUAUACUAAGACGCUUUGGGCACAUACUGGUCACACGCCUUGGAGACCCGACCAUGGCGCUGCUUACACAUACGUGGCUGGUGUUGUGGAUUGCAACUCUAUCAACGCAACAGAUCAGUGGCGCCACGCUCUGGAGCUGGAACCAUGAAAGCCAGAACAAAGACAUAAAUGUAGUCCUUAGGGACGGGUUUCACAUGACCGAUACCCAAGGAAAAUUCGGGAUCGGAGCAGACGACUCUCUCACCCUCGCUGAAGACCCCCAAAAUCCGGGCCAGUGGGUGCUAAGGGUGUUCUAUGCUCAUGGCAGCUAUAGCCAAUCCGGGAAGCACAGAGGAGCGCAGUUCUAUGGUACACCAAGCGCAGUGACAUCUCAUUCCUACACGACCUUGACCUUGGAGUAUGAGGUGUAUUUUCCGUCAUCGUUCGGCUGGAACAAAGGCGGAAAACUGCCCGGCCUUUGGGGAGGCACUCGUGACUGCUCCGGGGGUAGAAUUCAAGACACGUGUUUCUCGACGCGACUCAUGUGGCGCGCCUUGGGGGACGGGGAGGUAUACGCCUACGUGUCGCACACUCAGAAUCCCAGCUUUGACACGUGGUGCGCUAAAUACGACCACACGAGCACACCCGCUUACAUGCACGUGCACUGCACGGCUGACUCGGGCAUAGAAAUGGGAAAGGGCGCCUUUCGAUUCCAACACAACCGCUGGCACCACAUUCGACAGGAAGUGCAUCUGAAUGCCCAGCCGGGACAGAAGGGUUACAUUCGACUCUGGGUCGAUGGCCACGCGGAAAUUCACGUGACCGACGUGAUCAUGCGCGCUAACACACAUUUUGAUAUUGACGGACUGUUUUUCUCCACGUUUUUCGGCGGACAUGACAGCAGUUGGGCGAGUCCAAGCGACACAUACACGUACUACCGGAACUUCAAAAUCACAACGGAUACUCUCAACCCGUCGCAAAAUGAACUAGUCGGAUAGGGCUUUCCGAACACGGAGCAGCUGUAUACAAUAAAUUACAUGCAUGGUAUCUAAAAAAUUAAACCAAAUCGCAUUACGAA